Plasmodium knowlesi strain H is the source of this 381-nucleotide messenger RNA. Its product is annotated as 60S ribosomal protein L28, putative. The coding region runs from base 1 to 381 and encodes 126 amino acids. The record is from RefSeq and is a predicted model, not a curated record. The transcript is spliced from 3 exons. NCBI's taxonomy places the organism in Eukaryota, Apicomplexa, Aconoidasida, Haemosporida, Plasmodiidae.
AUGUCAAACGUCAGCAACGCCCUCAUUUGGGAAUUAACCAAAAAGAACAACUGCUUCUUAAAAAAAAACAAAAGUGGAAGAAAGGGAAUUUUCCUAUGCGACUCAUACAAUAUUAAAUGCAAAAAUACGCCAUCAAGUAGUGGACUCGUGAAACAGAAUGGCGUAAAUCUCCGAUUGCACAAGGGGAAGGUUGUCAUGUGCGUUAAAUCCACGGACCAAAAUACCACCACGAACAAGAUAUACAGAACGAAAAACAAGGGAACAGCCAUGAAGCUGAUCGAUGAACACACAAACCUUGUAAGCAGCAAAAGCAAGAAGCAGUUAAUUAAGAAGUACAAGCGCAUGUCCAAAAUGUACAAUUGCAAUAAGGGGAAUAAAUAA